Molecule: messenger RNA, 1062 nt
Organism: Brassica napus (rape)
Lineage: Eukaryota; Viridiplantae; Streptophyta; Magnoliopsida; Brassicales; Brassicaceae
Exons: 4
Coding region: 173-817 (214 amino acids)
Source: RefSeq, a predicted model, not a curated record
UCUACGGGAGAUUCUGCGUUUACCAACGUAGAGACAAAAAGAAAAACGCAGUCCACACACACACAUCAACUCACACUGUAGCGAGCGAAGAGAUAGAGAGAGACCAACAAACUCCGAGGCGUUCGCUCAAAAUUGUGAGGGAGAGAGAAAUCCUCCAUCGUUUCGAUCGAUCAUGCCUCCCGGUGCGAAGAAGAGAAAGGCGUUGAAGAAAAAGCAGCAACAGGAAUCGAUUGGAACAAGUACGAACGAUAAGGGCUCCAAUGGCGAUAUUCUCCACGGAAAUGAUGAACAUGGAAGCCAAGAUGAUAGGGGAAGUGAUAGCACUUUGAGCUCCCCUGGUUCUCAAGGGAAUGAUGAAUUUGGUGUCACAAAAGAUCCAUCUGCUGAGGCUACAUCAUCCGGUUUUGUGGUGAAGGAGUCUGCUAAAGAGAUAUCAGAUGUUGAAAGAGGAACAAAUGAUAAGAACAACGUUGUGGAGAAACCGCCCACUUCCUCUAACGAAAACAGUACUGAGACCUUCAAAAACGUAGCUUCUCAGGAUCCUUGUGUUAAGGAGAUUGCUCCUGUUGUCGAUUCUGUCUCCAAAGUAGUGAUUUCGGAAAAGAGUGAGCAUGCUGAGACCUCAACACACUCACAUUUGGUCAAACAGAAGUCUGAUGGAACAAGCAGAGAAGUAGAGACUGUAAGAGAGUCUGAAGCUCCAGUAUCCUCUGAGGAAAAGCGUCUUUUGUUGCCUGGUCCACAACCACAAGCCGUCCGAACUUCUUGGUUAAGUUGCUGCGGUUUGUUUGAUGCUAUGACAGGAUCUGACAGAUAACACAGGAGUUAGAUAAAGCUGGACGCUCAUGACAGCCAAAGCUCAAAAACAACCGAAAAAGCAGAACUUACGGGUCCGUACACUCUUCUUUGUACAUUAUCUUUGAUAGAUAAUAACAUGGGCGGCUUUUAGUUAGCAACAUAAAUUUCGUUUUACCUUUCAUUUUUGAAAUACAGUCGUAAUUUGUCCAUAAUAUGGAUUUUACUUUCAUAAGACUAAAUAUAGCUCUAUGCUUUUUUCAAUUA